CUGUGAGGAGGGAGAACCGCUGGCGUCAGUUAUCUGAAACUAAAUGAGUUACUUCUAUUCGCUUUUAUUAAUAUUUAAUCAGUUACGCACUUACAAGAGCAGGAGAGCCAUGCCUUUCCUCCACGGCUUCCGAAGGAUCAUCUAUGAGUAUCAGCCGCUGGUCGAUGCCGUGAUGUGUGUUGUUGGACUGGAGGAAGGAGACGCAGGUCAACAGGACAGUUUGAACGAAAAAGAGCAACUUCUUUCUACUCAUAUCAGAGGACCUGAGGAUGAGUCCGGUGCAUGUAACUCUCUGGUGGAGCUUCUGGAGCGAGAGUCCAAGUCAGAAGUGUUUGUGGAAGGUAUCAGCUAUGCCCUGUUUAAAGUGGCAGAGCGGGGGCUGGUGGAUGCAGCGGAAAUCCUUCUACGCUUUGGAGCUGAUCUAAACUUUGAAGACCCCGUGUCAUACUACAAUCCACUACAUAUAGCAGUUUUAAGGAACCGACCGAACAUGGUGAAGCUGCUGGUUGGACAUGGAGCUGACAUUGAAAAGAGGGAUAGGAUCCAUGAAAGCAGUCCCCUGGACCUUGCUAGUGAGGAGUCAGAGAGACUGCCCUGCCUGCUCACCUUGCUGGACCUUGGAGCUGCUGUGAAUGCAAGAGAUAAACAUGGAAAAACCCCUUUGCUCCACGCCUUGGCAAGCAGUGAUGGACUCACUGUGCACAACACAGAGAACAUUGAGCUUCUACUUGAGAGAGGUGCUGACAUUAACGCUGCAACAGUAGACGGUGAAACAGUUCAGUCCUCGUUGGUGUUUCUGGUAAAAGAGGCUCUGGAGGCCAGCGCCGAGGAGGCUGCUGAGAUCGGUGUCUUCUGCUUGAAAACCACACGUCUUCUGCUGGCCCAUGGAGGGGACCCCAGCUGCUGUCGGAAUGAUCACGGCGAGCCCUCCCUGACGCAGACAAGCCUGGAGCACUUUGACCUGCUCUUCCCUCUGGCUGUGCUCUUAAUGCAGAGUGGAGUUGCUUUGGUUUGCGCCUAUCACAGCUACCCCUGUUGGUCAGGUUACAGACUCCUUUUCCAGAGGCUCCAAACGGCCCUGGAGCAGAGCUCUGAUCAAAGUCAUGCCACCGAGCUCCUGGAGCAGGCUGAGAUGUUGCUCGACCUAGCAAGGGUAAACUUCCCCAAGCUGCACGUCCCUCGCAGGCUGGAGCUCCCUGUGCCCGGUCAGGACCCUCACCCAUACGCUCAGGCUCUGGUAGACCUGCAUGACCGUGCAGUAGAGCGUGAAGCAAGCCCUCCAGCUCUGCGAUGCCUUUGUCGGGUAUACAUAAGGAGCUACUUACAGCCCUGGCCACUGGAAGACAGAGUCAAAGCCUUGCCUCUACCAGACAGACUGAAAGACUUUCUUCAUCCCGAGCACACAUAUACCCCAAAGCCUGGCUGGGACUGCUUCAAGCCCCAGCAGAGCCAACGCUGACCAAUUACCGGCUUAGUUUCUGUGCUGCCUAAAAUCUGAAAUGAAAGACUGAACAUACCUGAAAUAAUCUGUGUGAAAUAUUUGACCAUAAAUUAAGCUCAAGCUAACUUACCAUUGAGGCCUUUGUUGAGUUCUUAUUCUGUUUGUCUGUGCCAAAUUAACAGACAAGUGUGUUAAUGUUUACUUUAAAAUACAAGGUUAUUUUGUACAAAAUAGUCUGAGGUGUAACUACUUUUUCACUGUUCUGAUUAAACUGCAGUUUUGUUAUGAACCAAAUGACUUCAUGAAGGAGAUUGCAAUAAAAAUGUGAGCCACCAGAUGGCAGUGUUGCUCCUGCAUAUCAGAAGUAGCUCAGAUGUCAGGGUCAAAGAUUUAGUUAUUCACAGUGCAGCCUAUUAAAGUUGUUCCAGCACAGUCGGGUCCAUCUAUAUUUUAUCUCCUCAACAUGAUGGUGGUGCAUUGUGGAAUAUGUGUAUCUCCUUACUUAACAUGAAGGUGGAAGAAUAAAAAAAUGUGUGUUUCACCCA
Molecule: messenger RNA, 1986 nt
Organism: Stegastes partitus (bicolor damselfish)
Lineage: Eukaryota; Metazoa; Chordata; Actinopteri; Pomacentridae
Gene: asb6
Product: ankyrin repeat and SOCS box containing 6
Exons: 7
Coding region: 44-1459 (471 amino acids)
Biological process (GO): intracellular signal transduction
Molecular function (GO): protein binding
Source: RefSeq, a predicted model, not a curated record